AUGUCAAAACCAGUCUUGACGGGGCAUUUGGCCAAGUGGGUGUUACUUCUCAAUCAAUAUGAGAUCAUCUACACUCCAGCAAAGGCGGUUAAGGGGCAAGCUGUUGCAGAUUUCCUAGCCGAUCAUCCAAUUUUAGCAGACUGGGAAAUUUUAGAUGACUUACCCGACGAACAAGUCUUCUGCACUGACGUUUCUCCUGUUUGGAUGAUGUGCUUUGAUGGAUCGGCUCGUAAAGAUGGGGCGGGGGCUGGCGUAAUCUUCGUAUCACCCGAGAGACACAUAUUGCCUUAUUCAUUCACUUUAAGUGAACUUUGCUCGAACAACGUUGUAGAAUACCAAGCUUUGAUUAUGGGCUUACAAAUGCCUAUGGAGAUGAACAUAUCAAGCUUAGAAGUAUAUGAUGACUCCAUGUUAGUGGUCAACCAACUGUUGACCCACUACGAAGUUAGGAAGGAUGAUCUAAUUCCGUACCACCAAAUGGCCAUGCAAUUAAUAGAAAGGUUUGACUUCGUGACGCUGGAGCAUGUGCCAAGAAAAGACAACCAAAUGGCAGAUGCCUUAGCCAACCUUGCUGCUACAUUGGCGUUGACAAAAGAUGAAGUGGUGAAUCUUCCAGUUUGCCAACUUUGGCUCAUUCCAUUAACACUUGGGGCAUCGCAAGAAGGAGUCAACGUUAUCUCGGUAUUGUCCAUUGACGUUGACGACUGGAGGCAGCCUUUAAUUGAUUAUCUUGAGCAUGGGAAACUGCCAGAUGAUUCGAGACAUCGAUCAAAGGUAUGGCACCGGGCACCUCGGUUUAUUUAUUAUAAAGAGAUUCUAUACCGUCGUUCAUUCGAAGGCCUGUUUCUAAGAUGCUUGGGCGAAGAAGAUGCAUCCAAAGCAAUGGAGGAGGCUCACUCAGACAAUGGAAAGCCAUUUUCGAACUGGUUAACUGAUAAAUUGUGUGAAAACUUCGGCUUCAAACAACGCAACUCUUCAAUGUACAAUGCCCCAGCCAAUGGUCUUGCAGAAGCGUUCAACAAAACUCUUUGCAACCUGUUGAAGAAAGUUGUUGGAAGAACCAAGAAAGAUUGGCAUGAAAGGAUAAAUGAAGCAUUGUGGGCUUAUAGGACGACAUACCGGACGCCUAUUCAGGCUACACCAUACUCACUCGUGUAUGGCGUGGAAGUAGUCUUGCCUCUAGAAACUCAAAUUCCAUCAUUGAGGAUGGUCAUACAAGAGGGAUUGACUGAUGAAGAGAAUGCAAAGCUACGUCUCCAAGAGUUAGAAGCACUAGACGAGAAGAGACUCAAAGCGCAACAACACUUAGAGUGUUAUCAAGCUCGGCUUUCGAAUGCUUUUAACAAGAAGGUUCGCCCCAAGUCUUUUCAAGUAGGAGAUCUUGUCGUCGCAUUACGUAGACCUAUCAUCACAACACACAAAACCGGAAGCAAGUUUACUUCGAAAUGGGAUGGGGCCUACGUAGUACAAGAAGUGUACACAAGUGGCGCUUACAAGAUCGUAGCCAAGGACAAUUUAAGAGUCGGCCCUAUCAACGAAAAGUUCUUGAAACGAUACUACGCAUGA
This is a messenger RNA of Prunus armeniaca (apricot), 1566 nucleotides long. The record is from the annotation of a GenBank genome assembly. Lineage: Eukaryota; Viridiplantae; Streptophyta; Magnoliopsida; Rosales; Rosaceae.